Messenger RNA from Antrostomus carolinensis (chuck-will's-widow), 476 nucleotides. RefSeq names its product NADH:ubiquinone oxidoreductase subunit A12 (gene NDUFA12). Gene Ontology annotation, cellular component: membrane; respiratory chain complex I. The coding region runs from base 1 to 387 and encodes 128 amino acids. The transcript has 3 exons. NCBI's taxonomy places the organism in Eukaryota, Metazoa, Chordata, Aves, Caprimulgiformes, Caprimulgidae. The record is from RefSeq and is a predicted model, not a curated record. Gene Ontology annotation, biological process: response to oxidative stress.
AUGUCAGUUGAAACUGUUGUUUUGCGAAUUCACAGGGUCAAUGACUUGAAGACUGGUGCGCUGGUAGGAACUGACAAAUACGGAAACAAAUACUAUGAAGACAAAAGAAACUUCUUUGGUCGACACAGAUGGGUCAUCUAUACUAAUGAAAUGAAUGGCAAAAACACGUUUUGGGAAGUUGAUGGAAGUAUGGUGCCCCCUGAAUGGCAUCGCUGGCUUCACUGUAUGACAGAUGACCCUCCAACUACUCAUCCACCCGUUGCUCGUAAAUUUAUCUGGGAGAACCAUAAAUUCAAUCUGAGUGGCACUCCCGGGCAGUACGUACCUUACUCUACUACUCGCAAGAAGAUACAAGAGUGGAUCCCACCUACAACUGCCAGCAAAUAACAACAGAAAAUGUGACCUGCCUCAGCUUUGGCUUUCAGUGUAAAUCGUAUUUUCACUGGUUUUGUUCAAAAUAAAAGCCUCCUAUAACA